ACAGAUCAUUUCAAGGACCCAGGGAGAUCCUGCUGAAAGAGCAUGAAGACAAGUGGUGUUCCCCUGCCUCGCCAUUCAAAAGGAUAUAACUUAGCAUGGCUCCCCUGCUAAAAACCAUGAUGCUGAGGCUGGCAUUGUGAAGCCUUGACAUUUUUCAACACCCAACCCGGACCCAGAUCCUGCAAACAUAUCCUCCCAGCUCUCAGCCUGCUUCUACAUCUUUCCCCUGACUAUAACCUCCCUUCUCUGUCCUUUCCUUUCACUGGCAUCAUGCACAGUGCUUCCUCCACCUUCACUCUCCUCCCUCUUAUUCUUCCCUCCCUCCUAUUCUUCUCCUAUUUCUCUGACACUGUCAAUGGAGACUGCUGGCUCAUUGAAGGAGACAAAGGCUAUGUUUGGCUGGCUAUAUGCAGUCAGAAUCAGCCACCCUAUGAGACUAUACCACAACACAUCAACAACACGGUCCAUGACUUGAGGUUGAAUGAAAACAAGGUGAAAGCUGUGCUUUUCAGUUCAAUGUACCGCUUCACCAACUUGACUGACCUAAACCUCACCAAGAAUGAAAUCAGCUAUAUUGAAGAUGGAGCCUUUGCAGGACAAGCCAAUCUACAGAUUCUGCAGUUGGGCUACAACAAGUUGACAAAUUUAACUGAGGGUAUGAUGAGAGGGCUUGGCCGCAUGCAGUGCCUCUUCUUGCAGCACAACCUCAUUGAGGUUAUUGCUAGCAAUGCAUUCUGGGAGUGCCCAAGCCUGAGCAGCAUUGACCUGUCAUCCAACAAACUGACACGUAUUGACCCCUCUACUUUCACAGUUCUUAAUCGGUUGAUGGUGUGUGAGUUGGCUGCAAAUCCAUUCCACUGUGGCUGUGAUCUUUAUAGCUUCCUAUCCUGGUUGGAGUUCUUCAACAACGUGUCACAAACUUAUGACCGCCUUCAGUGUGAGACGCCCCGAGAAAUGUUUGGCUACCCAUUACUGAGUCCUAUAGCGGCUGGCCACGCUGGCCGAAAUGCCAAAACCAUUCUGCACCAUCACUGCCGAGACGGUGUGAUGAUUCCAGGUAUGACCUCUCUCCCACCAGAUCUGGACGGUCCUUCUGGGCUGGGACCAGAGAUGUUUGGUGUCCCAUACCACCAUCCUACCACCUCUUCCUCAUCGACUGAAGACGGCAGUAGUCCCAGCAUCAAGCUUCAACAUGUCUCCUUGUCGUCUGCUUCUCUACUUGUGAAGAUCCCAAUGCCUUUUAGCAAAAUGUAUAUCCUAACACAGUACAAUCACACGUAUGUGUCUGAUGUCAUGAAUUUAAGGAAUAAGAAGGAGAUGAUCACUCUCAACAAACUGAAGCCCCACAACAAUUACACCUUCUGUGUUGCCUCCAUCCGGAAUUCUCAACGCUAUAAUCACACCUGCCUCCAGUUUUCAACUCGGGGUGUCAGUCCAGAUGAUAUGCUCCCCACACCUUCCACCACUACUCACUACAUAAUGACUAUUGUGGGAUGCUUAUUUGGCAUGCUCAUUGUCUUAGGAAUUGUCUACUAUUGUCUACGUAAGAAGCGGAUGCAUGAUGAGAAGAAGAAGUCUAUCUGUGUCAAGAAAACUAUUCUUGAAAUGCGUUAUGGGCCAGAGGUGGCAGCAGCAGUAGCAAAUGACCCAUCAGCAGUCCAAAAACUUCAGGAGCAGUCCAGAGAACAUCACCAGUAUCAGCACCACCAUGGCGGGAAACUUUCCACUUCCUCGAGCUCCGGCAUGCUCCACUCGGCUAACACCACCUCCUCAAGACUUUCUUCUAUUCCCCAAGUGGAGAAGAUGGCCACUGCCUUUUCUGAAGCCAUGGCUACAAGUAAAGGAAACUAUAUGGAUGUGAGAACUGGAGGAGGAGGGAUGGAGAGAGUGGGAGAUGGUGGACAUGGAGGGAUGAGGGGAGAAAACCUGAGAGACGAUGACGGAACUGAUCUUGGUGAUGACUCAGAUGAUGAUGGACAUGGCUCUGCUUCAGAGAUCUCCACCAUUGCCAUGGAGGUGGACAAGGUUAACCAGAUCAUCAACAACUGCAUCGAUGCUCUGAAACUGGAUGCAGCAGCAGUUGCUGCCUCAGGCGCCUCAACUAACCCCACAGCCUCCUCUAAUCCUACCUCCCCUCCUCCCACCAGCACCUCGUCCCUCACUCGUGGCCUAAUUCCACUCUCCCCAGGGGUAACAGAGACAUGUCAGGUCAUUGCUCCAAACAAAAUCCCCCCUCCUCCCCCACUACCUGCCUUGAAUGCUCCUCUCUCUGAGCGUCCAGGUAUCAGUGGUGGCGGCUUUGUUGUUACUCCUCCCUAUCGGCACCCUCCUCCAGCCACCGCCGUGCGUCCCAUUCAGCGACAGAUGAGUGCAGAUGCAGCUGUGGUCAUGGCAAACGCUGUCAAGAAACAGAGCAGCACCACAUCUUGUAGCUCCAUGGGUCGCGACAGGGAACGUGGAGGAGCGAGAGUGUAUAGCCUGGAUGUUCCUGAACCACGGAGCCCAGAUGCCUGCAAUCAGCAGCAGCCGUACUCAGACCGGGCCAGUCCUGUGGGCUGCGGGGAGCCUCUGGAGAGGCUGCCUUUAAUGGGGAGUGGAGGCUGUAGUGGAGGGGGUGGUGGCGGUUGCGACAGUGGUGGUGUUGGUGCCCAACUUUCGGACAACCAAAAGUCACACCACUAUCAUCAACAGCAGCAAAUACAGCAGCAGCAACAGCAGCUGGAGGUGCAGCAAGACUACCACUGCUCGGAGCACCGCCACUCCGUCCCAGCUCUCUACUACGAAGGAUCCCACCAGGGUUCCCCAGCCCAGAGAGUGUCCUUCCUAAAACCCCUGACGCGGUCCCGCAGGGAUGCUGCAUCAUAUUCCCAGCUUUCUCCUGCCCGCCACCACUCCAGCUACUCGGGAUACUCUUCCAGCCCAGAGUAUUCCUCAGAGAGCUCACUGCGGAUCUGGGAGCGUUUUCGCCCCUACCGGAAAGGUCCGCGAGAUGAGGCCUGUUAUGUUACGGCUGGAAAUGCUCUUCGAAAAAAGGUGCAGUUUGCUAAAGGUGAGGACCUGCAUGACAUUCUUGAUUAUUGGAAAGGCGUGUCUGCUCAGCAGAAGCUGUGACUUCUGAGCAGUUAAGGAAAAAGAGUUUUCGCUACUUCUUUUCGUGACUGACUAUUUUGGCCAGAUAAACUAGUUUAAGUUUAUAAGGAGAAAAAUCUAGGACAAAUUAUUGCCUUUGGGUUCUCUUUGUUUUUGUCUCUUUUUUCUUUUCAAUGUUUUUGUUUUGCUUUGUUCAGUUUUUCCCCCUUGUUUUGGCAUGCUAGGUGUACAGACUAUUGUGCUAAAGCAAGUACUGUGUAACUGUGCCUGGGUUUGGAGUGUCAUUACCAUGUUUUAUUUUACACUUCAAGGUAGCACUGUUUUUCAAUUGUAUUUUUUGUUUCCGGAUGUCAUUUAUUAUACUGGGAAAAAAUGCCAACUCUGUAAAUCAGUGUGGUUUUAUCAGUGCCAUGUUUUAUUUCAAGCUUUAAGCUUGUUCGAUCUAAGAUGUUUCUUGUUUUAUGCUGGGUUUUACAUUCUUUUGCAGCAUCCACAAGGCUGUGUGAAAUAUGGCCAUCUAUGACAUGGUGGGAUCAACGCUCAUCAGUGUUAUGGAUGACAGUGAAUUAUUGAACAAUAUGUACACUGUUCUCUUACAUCAUAUCUUCCUUAAGGGUUAGUUAUUUGCCACUCAGAAGCCUGGGUUACUGAGGAAGGAAUGAAUAACUGUUGAGAAAUUAACAAUAAAACAGUCAGGUGGGUUUUUAGACUGUAGAGCAUUUGUAAUUUAUGAGAGAGAGAUUGAGAUGGGACAUAGCAGUGAUUCAGUCAGAGCCAAACACACUUACAUAGUUCAGUAACUGAAGUAAAUGAAGAUUGCGUUGUACAAAUGAACCAAACAGUCCCAAAAUUCAUUUGCCUGGAUGCUGAUCAGAGCAGAGAUCACAGUGUGCUGUACCACAGAGGGCAACUGAGUCAUCCCUAAAGUGCUACUUACGUGAAAGUGUAUGAUAAUGUAAUUGAUUUUACAUGAAGCAAAGUGCAGGAAUACCUUACGUUACGUCCUUUCAAAGAAAAAAGUAGAAAUGAUAAUUGGUACAAAACCUGAAGAAUGGGUAACAAAUGGAAAGUUGUCAUAGGGGAUACAAAUAUUUUACGCAGCUCAAGAGAAUCUCCUUGCCAGCUGUGGGGAAUUUUAUUGUCUUCAUCCACUAAGUACUGAAGUACAUUCCAGAUCCUUUCUCCAACAUUAAAACUGAAUGAGGCACAGUGGGAAAGGACAAUUCUGAUUACUGCCAAUGUGUCUCUUUUGCUCUGGAAAUUAGUGCUACUGUUGUCUAUAAUUGAGAACUCAAUUAAUCAAUUUGUGGCAGGCAUGUCCGCUUGCACUUAUUGCCUCAUGAUUGUUUUUGUGGCGUCUGGUACACAGUGGUCAAUGUUAGCAGGUGUUGGCAUGCCUUGUCAGAUUAUACUGUAUAUGGCCAAACUAACUUAAAUUAAUAUUUGUCAAUAUUUUGCCCAGUGGCUGGUUGUCUGAGUCUGAACAAUAGUAGAUUAUUAAUGGCAUGUACAAAUGUACAGAUGUCAUUCGUGUUCAUAAUGUUUAUAGUCUUGUCCUCAUUCUGGACAUCACAUGAUUGUGAUAAUCCUCAACUCUAUAAUGCUUCUUGCUCACUCAGCCAUCACAUGAUCUUUAUGAUAUGGAAUAAUCUGGCCUUUUUUCACCAUCUUUACUAAAAUGAUCUACCUGUCAUAUUCAUAAGUGCUAGUGUCAUUGCCCAGCAUUCUUGCUGCAGUUGAAUUUUCCCUAAAAAUGUGAAAUCAGCAUCAUUGCUUCAUGUUUAAGUUGAUGGCAAUCUUGUUCAGUGUCAGGAACUCUCUUCUGAUUCUUUACACAUUUCCUACCACCUUUCACUGCUUUAAAGGACUAAUGUGAUGGAGAUAUGGUGUUGGCAGGGUACUAAAACAGCUCUGCUCAUAGGGGAACAUCAGAAAUUAUUUUUCUUGCUGCGCAACUUGUUCAUCGUUUUUGUGAAGAAAUGCAAGUUUAACAGGAAAUAUGCAAAGUACGUUUAUUUUUUCUCUAUUGACCGGUGUAUAAUUCUUCAUCCUGCUAUUUAAAAAAACAUUUAUAACUCUGACCCUUUUAAUUUACCUUGCUUUUAUUAAAAUGUGUGGUUGCACUUGAGGUUCAUCUUUUUGAUUAAGUGUUCAGUUGUAAGAGUUAAAUACAAGAAAAUAAAUAAGUAAAAAUGCACAUAUUUGCUGUAGUCUUUUAGUUAUAGAAAAUCUAGGAUGGACACCUUCAUCCGAAUUCUUUUCUCUGACAGGACAGCAUAACAUAAACAUGGAAAAGUCUUGGAAUGUUUAACUUCUCCACUGCACUUCAGUCAUUUGAAAUAACAAAAGUUUCCAAAGGAUGAAAUAAAGACUAAACGACCAAACCAAGAAAAAAAUCUUUUUUUUUUGUUUGUUCUUUGCUGCCGUGCUUUAAAAGAAUCUAAUCCCACGGAAAGAACUUGAUGCAUUUGACUACCACACUCUCAACUGCCAUAACAAGUUUACAGGAAUGGACUCUGAAAAGAAAUACAACAGCAAAUGUUCACAAAUGUGUACACGGUCCUCAUGUAAACGGCCAUUCUAUUCACCUACCUGACAAAACAUGUAAGGUAACAGAAAGUUUGUCUUUCAUGGAUGACUUCAGUCUCACACAUUUUCUGUUUUUAUCAACAUGUUCACUACAUUAUUGUGUUUUUCAGGAAACAGACUUUCAGGUGAUACAUGUUCAGCUGCUCUUCUGCUCACAGUUGAUUUAGAAAGAUUUUUUUUUUUAAUGAACAAAAUAACAUGACUUGCCCACAAGUUGAGAACAUUUGUGUGAUCAUUCUGAGAGCUUUUUCACGAUGUGUCAAAACAAGCUUGAAACUAGUUUGCAUAAUAUUCUGGCACCCUUUUUCCAAAGUAUUUUACAUAAGGAAUUAAUCAAACUUAAACAUUCUUGAAAGAAAGUCAGAUAUGGAAUGCAUUAGACUGUAAUUAAUCUCUGAUAUGUAACUACAGAUUGCAUAAAGGUUACUGAUGCUUUUCUGUUGCUGUCUAAUUAAAGACAUGAGGUAUCUGCAAUCGUCCCGUUUCACGUCCUCAGCAAAACAAGCCAAACCUUCUGGAAUUAGCUUCUACUAUGUCCUAUACUGUAAAAAAGAAUGAAAAAAGUCUCCUUUCUGCCCUCACUUUCUCAGAACCUGUGAAGGUCACCUUGUUUAGAAAUGGGUAGACAUUAAAGUGCCAUCCCCCCCGUUUGUGUCAGACCCACAGCAAAGAAAAGACACAAAAAGCCAUCUACUGUACUAUAAAUCCUUUUGCAGUGGCUGGCUAUGUUGCUAUAUUCCUAAAAAUCCCAAGUAUUUUUUCCAGUGUCUUUUAAUCAAUUAAGACUGUCUUAUGCCCAAAGUCGGGGCCAAUUUAAACAAUGUGGCUGUCUCAUAUACAUUUUGAGAUGGUAUACUGAGAAAUAAGCGUGGCGUGGAAAAUAUUUUUUUUCAAAUUUUACCUCUAUUCCCCAAUGCAAAAUAUAAGCACACAAAAGCAAGGGUAGAUGAUUAAGAUGGAAUAUGUAAAUGUGAGUUUGAGUGAGUCACAUAAUGACUAAACUAAAAUCACUGCUCUCCUCUUGGGAAAGUACAUCGUAAGAUCCUCCGGGGGAAAAGAGAAUGAAGCGGUAUUUUGGUUCAGUGCGGACGGACAGCUGUGAUAAAAGAUGCUGAAGUAUAGGUAAACCACGGACAACAUGAUCCACCGACCCAGAUAAGCCACUGAGCAAAACGUUUCAUUUGCACUUCAUGUGAGGGAAGGUGACUGGCAGGUAUCAGCCCUGACAAAGCCUUUCAUUUGGUAUAUUUAGACCGUUUGUCUAAUAGUCUGUUGUCUGUCAGUUGACUGCGUGGGAGAUUAGCCUGUGUGGAUAAUGUGCUAAAGUUGCCUAAUGGACGAGUUUCUUUUUUACAAUAGCCACAGAUGGGCUUGUGGGACAAAAUCAUGCAUUUUCGCCCUAACUUGAAAGAAGUCAGUUGAGAAAAACGAGACAUGUAGUGUGACUGUCCUCUCGGCCGCUCUUCUUCCAACUGAGAUUUGGAAAAUAGGCUGCCAGUUUCCUUCCUGACUGCCAGGAACGCAUAGGCAAAAUCUAACAGUUUGUUUAUGUUGGAGGCAGUUAAAUUGUGUCAUCAAAAGGCAUUUGGCUAAGCGAGUUGCCUCCAAAUCAGUGUGACUGAGCAGAAGAGCAUUUGAAAAUCCUUCGGUGAGCCAAGUUGGGCUAAGGUUUGCCACCUGAUUGGACCCAGUUUCCAGAGAUGGGAAAAAGGACUCAAUCUGUGAAAUAUCUGUGAAUUUUGUAUACUAGACAAAAGAGAAAAAGACUCUAAGGAAAAAAAAGCGCUUCUAUGGAUGUUUUAUACUCAGCCUGAUCUCUUGAUAUGUCUGUGUGCUUUUCUAUUUUUAGUUGGUUGUCUUUUUUUCUUUUCUUUGUUUCAAUGGGGGAGGGGGGUGAUUACUGGGAAUCAAGGGAUUGACUUAAAGUACUUGCAAUGAUGUAUGUUAUAAAGGUUUAAGAACUGAGAAAGCUUAACUUAGUGUACCACAUAAAAGAAAAGCUGUUAUAUUUGCAUGAUCCCCUGUAUUUUUUGAGAGACAAAAUAUAUUGUUGUGAACAAUAAGUGGAUGUAUAUUGAAAACAAAACAAAAAAAACUGUAGGGGCUGAGGUGCAAUAUUUUCAAGUACCUUUGAUUUGAACUUUUGCAGUUUUUUCCCCUCUUUUUCUCUAUCUGUGAUGUUUUAUAUUUACAUUCUUGCCAACAGAUUUUCAUUUGGGUGACUGAAUUAAAAAACUGACACUGCAGUUUUGUUCCUCUUCCAGUCAGAGGCUGGGGGAGUGUGCAGUCCAAAGCAGGAGCAAACAUAUUUGAAGCUGGAGGUGGUUUACAUCCAUCUGAACAUGUAUUCUGUCUUCUUGGCAGAGCCAUGUCAGUCUUUGUGGGGCUUUUCUAUGUAAAUUCCGCCAUUUUGUCCUGAUAAAAUCAUAUCAGAAGCAUUACAGGACCAAUCUAAAGUUACAAAGGCUCACGCACUGUGGUUAGUCUAAUGGUUUGAACCUAAUCUCAAUCCAUCAGUCAGUCCGAAGAGAAUUACUGCAGCAUCAGCAGCUCGUCCCUCAGCUUUGGUCCUCUUGCUGUUAGCUAAAUAAGAUAUUUUGAUUUCUCCUCGUCUUCUGGUCCUGGAGCCUGUGGCUUUUCUUUCCAACAGCUUAAUUGAAGCCUUGGAGCCAUCUCACAUCUGGCCACUUCUGUAGAGCUGUCUUUUGUCAUCUAUCUUUUGAGAUACAGUGUUUUGACUUGUUUUAAGGAUGAGAGAUGACCAGGCAAUUGUGGGGACCAAAACUAAAGGGCAUGGUACUGAAUGACAAUAGAGAAAAUUAAAAAUUGAAUAUUUAGAUGUCACACACAGAGUGAGUAGAGUAGAGUGGGAGGAGAAAGUGAGACAUGCGUACCCCCCAUGACUUGUUUGUAACACCUACUGCAGCUUGGCUGAUACAGUAGUUAGUAAAUUAGAGUCCACAUAGUGACAGACCGUUAUAAAUUAAAGCCAUGUUUACAUCCUGCAAGAAUGAUAUUCACCAGCCGAGACAUUUCUGGCCCAGCCAUUAUCCAAAACCUAAAGAACUGCUCUCCCCUUAUCAAUUAUGGAGAGAAAGUAAAAUGCUUUGACCUCUGGGCAAAUUCUGGUCAUCAGCUUGUCAACUUUGCCAUGCUAUAUUAGGCAGUCACUUUCUGGAAUAACUUAUCUGUAAUGAUGUAAAACUGCCCGGCAAUUGGAAGAGGCAAACGUUCUUUAUUAUUGCUGGGAAUCUUAUUUUAAAUUCAGAGAUCCCAUUACUCCAGCAUUGCUUCCGGUGCACUGAAACUUGCUCAGAGGUGCCUCUGCGGCAAGACUCCCAACGUCAAAGGCCCACCGGCUACAUGCCUGUUCAUUUUUUUCUGCUCUCACAGAGAGCAGUGGCUGACAUUCAUUUUUAUUCCAGACACACAAGCCACUGCUGUAGCCUUAGAGCAAAAUGAUUGGCCUUGCAAGUGCCAGAGAUUAGGAACUCUGCCGCUUCCAAACAGCUGGCACAAAGAUGGCAGAGGAGACGGUUCACUCUUGACUCACUGUGGAAAUUAGAUGUCUGUCUAAUUUGUUCAUAAGAUAAUGGUACCUUGGCCUUGCAGCUACAGAAGCAUUCAACAUUCAUAUUUGAGAAAAGCACCAUUCAACUUCAACAAUUAGAAACAUACGAUCCACAUGAGCCCGAGUAACUGUUUAAAUGACUAAGUCAGGACCAGAUGUUUAAGCCUCCUCAGCCAAUAAUCAGUGAUUAGCCAUUUGCGGAGCCUGACUUCCCCAGAUCCUGGUGAUAUAUUCCAUUUGUUAAUGGACACUGUGUUUUAAAAGCCAGAAAACCUAGCUAUCUAAAUUCUAGGGCUAAUUAAAGAAUAUGUAUUUAGUGUUUGAUUUAGCGUUUGUUACAAGCAUUCAUUUUGCUGUGGUAGUGAAUUUGCUUUUAUUUGGAUUAACUCUUAUUUUUUCCAUUUAAAAAAGCAUUUUGGGAUUAGAGGAUUGAAACGUUGAAAUCAAGAGCGCCCUUAGUUAUAAGUAUGAUCAAACCCAACUAAGACAGAGCAUGAUCACAGGUUGUCUGUUUAAAACCUGGAGGGUCAGAUCAAAUUCUUCUAUCGUUAUCAUGUGGUUUUGGUUUAUCUUUGGAAGUUUUGUGACAUUUGCAAGUUUUUUUGUUUUCUGUUUUUUUUUUUUAAGCAACAGCAAGAUUGUAUCAAGUCAAUGGUCCCAUGGUUGUGAUCUAUUCAAAUCCGACGGCACUUGCCCCUCUGGUUAAUCUCUGUAAAUGUUUGGAGACCUUGGGGGGAAAGACGAGGCAAAGAUCUGAAUAGAUAAACACAAAUCUUGGCUUCCUGCUUUUCUUUAUCUAUCUGUUGCUGAUAUUGACAUUUUCCCUUUGCAUUUUCUGUACAAAAGAUCUAUUUAUAUAUUUGCAAUAAAUUUGUAAUAAA
This is a messenger RNA of Menidia menidia (Atlantic silverside), 10131 nucleotides long. NCBI's taxonomy places the organism in Eukaryota, Metazoa, Chordata, Actinopteri, Atheriniformes, Atherinopsidae. The record is from the annotation of a GenBank genome assembly.